Molecule: messenger RNA, 445 nt
Organism: Aricia agestis (brown argus)
Lineage: Eukaryota; Metazoa; Arthropoda; Insecta; Lepidoptera; Lycaenidae
Exons: 3
Coding region: 9-389 (126 amino acids)
Source: RefSeq, a predicted model, not a curated record
AUCAAGAAAUGUCUCCAGAAACUGUACCAGUAGCCUAUAAUACUGAGAAUGCUGAUAGUGUCCAAGUAAAUGUGUCAGAACGCAUUCCAUUACGUCGAAGUCGUCAACCGCCAUCUGUUACAUCAACCCCUAGACGCCCUCGAUGCCGAAGAAGACUCGUGCAAAAUAGAGUGUUGCCGUCCUCACCUCCGGCACAAAGGAGGACGCAACUCGUUGGUGUCACUCAUAAGUUCCUCGAGUUGGAUACUCGACGCGUCAAUUUGGAAGAAAAAUUAGUUUCCGUCAUGGAACAUUUUAUGGAGUACCAACGCGAUAUAAUCGAUGCUGUUGGGAAAUUAGGCGCGGGCAUGAGUUCUUUGGCAGAUGCCAUAAAUAGAACCAACACUUAGUUACUUUAAGUAGGUAGAUUAUAAUAGGUAAGUCAUAACUCAUAGUCAUAGUAAUG